This is a messenger RNA of Sceloporus undulatus (fence lizard), 2292 nucleotides long. RefSeq names its product RAD52 homolog, DNA repair protein (gene RAD52). The record is from RefSeq and is a predicted model, not a curated record. Gene Ontology annotation, biological process: double-strand break repair via single-strand annealing; DNA recombinase assembly; double-strand break repair via homologous recombination. The transcript has 13 exons. The coding region runs from base 619 to 1863 and encodes 414 amino acids. Gene Ontology annotation, cellular component: nucleus. Lineage: Eukaryota; Metazoa; Chordata; Lepidosauria; Squamata; Phrynosomatidae.
GAAAAAAGAAUUAAUGUAACAAAAAAUUCAGGUUUAAUAAACUCUAUGGAACUGUUCCAAAGCCCACCAAUUAAAUUUUCAACUCUAGGCCAUCAUGCUCACCUGCCUAUGACCAUGCAAAGCGCGCUACUUUUGCAACCCAUUAAGGAAUUAUAUUAAUAAAUAUUAAUACAGUUAGCUCAAUAAAAAACGUGAACCCCGUGUGCAACUGCUGUGUAAUAUACAAAUUCCUUUCUAGAAUUAUUAGGAAGGGAAUUCAGAAUUACAGUAAACUACCAAUAUUUUUCUUUGUUAUUUAAACAAAAUGGCAGUAUUCCAGUUUGUGCUCUGUUUUCCUUUGUGCUUAAUCUAAAAUAAAAUAAAAAUGUAGAUAAAAUUUAUAAAUCAACUGCUAUUUGAACCUUUUUCUUCUAUUUUUUCCCUGUAGGUUCUGUUGACAAGUAUUCCCUUCCCUUUUAAAUAGUAUAGUCCUUUCCAUUAAUGCUUUUGCUAGCACAUGAAGGCAGCUUCCAGUAACUACUUUCCCUUUUUUUCAGGGAAGCAAUAAUCUUGAUUAGCUACAUGAAAAUGAGCAGCUGUUGUGUGACAAUGUUCUAAAAAUACAUUGAUUACAUCAGAAUGUCCAGAAGUGAAAUGACAAGAGACAGAAUCAGCAACAACAGUACUACCUCCAAUAUGUGCUUUGGACAGUGUCAGUAUACAGCAGAUGAGUACCAGGCCAUUCAGGCUGCCCUGCGACAGAGACUAGGCCCAGAAUACAUCAGCAGCCGGCAAGCUGGAGGGGGACAGAAGGUUUGUUACAUUGAAGGACACAGGGUUAUCAGUCUGGCCAAUGAAAUGUUUGGUUACAAUGGCUGGGCUCAUUCUGUCACUCAGCAGAAUGUUGAUUUUGUUGAUCUAAACAAUGGCAGGUUCUAUGUGGGUGUCUGUGCCUUUGUGAAAGUCCAGCUUAAGGAUGGGGCAUAUCAUGAAGAUGUUGGCUAUGGAGUAAGUGAAGGUUUGAAGUCUAAGGCCUUAUCACUUGAAAAAGCAAGGAAAGAGGCUGUUACGGAUGGACUGAAGAGGGCACUGAAGUGCUUUGGAAAUGCUCUUGGGAAUUGCAUCCUGGACAAAGAUUACUUGCGGUCAGUGAAUAAACUUCCCCGUCAGAUGCCUCCAGAUUUUGACUUGAGUAAAGCUAAACGACAGGACUUUGAACCUGCAAUAGAAAAAGCAAGAUACAGUAGCUGUUUGCAAAAGGCAGGUGAAGGUGAACAUCAGUUGUCCACAACCACCCCUGGCAAAUCUGACCAGUGGGACUCUUCACUGAACACUGCUGAACACGAUCAACAGAACAGCGGGGCCUCACUGGCCUUGGAGUGUGAUGCAACGUACCACCGGAAACUACGACAGAAGCAACUUCAGCAGCAGUUCAGGCAACAAAUGCUGAAAAAACAGCAAAUCCAAUCAGAUACUUCAGCUUGCAAAGCUACAAAUCAAGAAGAAUGCAAUCUCCCUGCCAUGAAACACACUUCAGCACAACUGGAGCCUAGUGUGACAGAAGAGUUCCUUGCAGAUGACCCUGAGCUCUGGGAUUUGCCUUUGGAGGCUACUGAUCUCAGCAUUACCAGUCAUAAUACAGGAAAUGUACCAACCCAUUACUCGGGCACACCGCUUGGACAGUAUCAUAUGAUGACUCGCAGUAGGACUCCACAAAGAACAAACCAUCAGAAACCUUGUGCAAAACUUGCACUGUCGCAUGGUCCCACGAGCCCCAGGCUUCACUUACCAGUAUCUGAUGGCCUAACUACAUCCUGGAAAUUAAUUGAUACAAAAGCUUUCUCCCUUAUUACCAAUGUUUGCUCAAAGGUUGAAACAGAAUAGAGAUUGCCUGCAUGAAAGGAGGAGGAAGAGAAGGAAUUUUCAAAAAUUCCUUCUUUCUGUUCAUCUAUGCAAGCUUUCUAUGGCUGGACUGACAAGCUAUGUCUACAAAUCUUUAUAAAUGUUCUGGUUUAUGUAUUUGGGCAGUUUCCAAUAUCAGAUACAGGAGAACUGUGCGUAUACAAGCGUAGCAAAAAUGAACACAAGAUGUAGUAUUUAGGUACAGAGUUCAGUUUUCUGAUGAUGUUACAGUUGCCAUGUUAAAAGGCCAUUUUCCAGCCCUUAUCAAUACAGCAGUUAUUUUUGACGUUCAGAGCCAAUGCCUGCUGAAGUCUCAGAAGGCAAAGAUGUUCCUUAAUCUUCCAGUAGAUGUUGUGACUAUUGGUUGGAGGCACCUGCAUUCUCCAAUGAGCUCAAAUGACUUUCUUCUGC